AUGGCCUGGCUGUCUGGCAUAUCCGGUGGUGCUCCCGGAGGCAAUGUCGCCGGUAAUGGAUCGUUAUCUGGGGAUGGAGGUCCCCAGCAGCAAGUCAACCAGCCCCAGGGCACGGAGUAUACACUACAAGGUGUGAUGCGAUUCCUGCAGACCGAAUGGCAUCGUCAUGAGCGAGAUCGCAAUGGCUGGGAGAUUGAAAGACAGGAGAUGAAGGGGAGGAUAGCACGUUUAGAGGGCAGUACGCGCAAAACAGAUAGCUCCAACAAGGCUCUGAAGAAAUAUGUCAACAUGCUGGAGAAGGCGUUAAAGGAGAGAGAUACUCAAGUCAAGGCGCUUAAAACCGGCAAGGACGUCGACAUCGAGUCAAUACGGGAUAUGAAGGAGAAGGGGAGCACGGGGUUCAAAAUGGGUCAAGGGCGACCGCAAGAGAAGCCUCAUAGCUCAUUCUUGGAUGUCGAAGACGAGACGGAGGCAGAGAGGCUAGAGGAUGAUCCAGAUCGCGGAGGUCUAAAGAACUUCAUGGAUAAAACGCAGGGAGAACUCACGUAUCUUAUGGUAUCCCCGUCGAACCCGGUUCCCCCAAGGGAUGUACAUCCUGCCGCCGAGCUCAUGAUGCACCCUUCAUCUUUUGGCCCGCCACAGGGCCAGCCAAGUCUGGAGGAGAUAUACCAACAACAAGGGAGACAAAAGAACAUGCGCGAAGCAAAUAUGGCUAGACCAUCACCGACGCCAAAUCAUCACCCACCACCCGUUCCAGUAGUUAAUUCAAACCUUCCGCUCCGCAACGCAGAUAUGCAGGGAUCGCGGUCUCUUGCAGACCAACAACCUCUGCCGCAAACAUCGCAGCAAGAAUGGGCGUCAACCUUCCAAAUGGCUGAUCAGUCUCGGGAAGAACAAGGAAACAAGGCUACGUUUGAUUCAUACGGUAGACCGGUAAAUGCCGAAGAACUAGCAGAGAAGCAACCUCCAACAGAAGCGGACGGUUGGGAUUUCAACGAAUCAGCACAAUUCCCAGAUCCAGAACCACAACCCGCGCCCCAGAGGCCGGACAAAGAUUUGUUUCCGAUUGCACAGGAUCCACCAAAAUCGCCGAACAGGGGGCCAGGUUCUCAUCGGAGGAAAAGUUCAAUGUCGCGGCGCAAGAGUAGCGAUCAUGAAAUUUCGUUAAAUCCAAACCAAAAGGUGGAUAGCGGCAGUUUCAAAGUGAGGUUUGGAUUAAGGGGACAUCUUGACGCUGUGAGAUCAGUUAUCUUUAGCGGCGGAGGGAGCCCUGGUGAGCCUGAAAUAUGCACCGCUGGGGAUGACGGAACGAUCAAGCGAUGGAUUAUUCCAGCCCGGUACGAAACCCAACCUGGGAUUCAUAAUCCUCCAGGCGAUUUGGAUAUUCAAAGCUAUUUUACGCAUCGUGGCCAUACCGGAUCGGUCAUGUGCCUAGCCUCUUGGUCACCGUCCCAAAAUUUCUCGAGUGGUGGCCGAGCACAAGGCGAUGGUUGGAUAUUCUCGGGGGGCCAGGAUGCAACUGUACGAGUAUGGGAGCGUGGAAGAGUCGACCCCAAGGCUACGCUUGAUGGCCAUACCGAUGCGGUUUGGUCGGUCUGCGUUUUGCCCGGGACAACGGGAUCAGUCUUUGGCCAAAAUAAUUCAUAUGGCGGACCGGACCGCAUAAUUCUUGCAUCUGGUGCCGCCGAUGGCACUGUGAAGGUCUGGUCUGUUAGUGCUCCGCCCCAAUUAAUAUCGCCUCAAGCAGGGAGUGGACGGAGGGGCGGUCGCGUUCGAGGAAACUCCAUGUCAUCUGGCUCUGCCUUCCCUUCUUCACCACAACCUAGCGUGGCUUCUAAUUCCCCUUUUCAUUACACGCUUAUCCACUCGAUUUCGAGGGCCAACAGCACCGCUUCGCCAACCUCUAUAACACCGUUCUCCGCGUCUGGGGAUGCAUUUGCCGUUUCAUACGCUGACGCUGCGGUCUUGGUUUAUGCUACUCGAACUGGAGAAGAAAUAACUGCUAUGGCUAGCUUGGAGACAUAUGAUAGCACGAUGUCAACUGGUGUGAAUGGCGUCGUUGCAACUACGAGUGGGCUCGAUAGCUCCUUGAGUGUGGAGGCUGGGAGAGGGCUCUCUGAAGAUGAGGGUGUCGUUAGCGGCGCUACUGGCUCAAGCGGUGGUGUGGAGGGAAUUAUUAUUAGCGGACAUGAAGACCGAUACAUUCGUUUUUAUGAUGCUAAUAGCGGGCAAUGCACGUACAACAUGUUAGCCCAUCCCGCCGCGAUUUCAGCCCUAUCGCUCUCGCCUGAUGGCCGAGAGCUAGUAUCAGCGGGCCAUGAUGCCAGUUUGCGGUUUUGGUCUCUCGAGAAACGAAGCUGUACUCAAGAAAUCACUAGCCAUCGUCUAAUGAGAGGAGAAGGUGUAUGCUCAGUAGUGUGGAGUCAAGAUGGAAGAUGGGUUGUCAGUGCUGGAGGGGAUGGGGUGGUGAAGGUCUUCGCCCGAUGA
Venustampulla echinocandica is the source of this 2487-nucleotide messenger RNA. Its product is annotated as putative signal transduction scaffold protein, essential for virulence and fertility. The record is from RefSeq and is a predicted model, not a curated record. Bases 1 to 2487 code for a protein of 828 amino acids. The transcript is spliced from 4 exons. Lineage: Eukaryota; Fungi; Ascomycota; Leotiomycetes; Helotiales; Pleuroascaceae. Gene Ontology annotation, molecular function: protein binding.